AUGUCUGUGCAAUCGAAGCAGCGCUUACCGACUGCAGCGGGAAGUAGCAGCCAAUGAAGAGCUAGGGGAGGCGGGUGCCGUCAGUCUUAUUAGGCCGUCGGCUCGUUCCGUGGGCUCAACCGCGCAUCCCCAUCCCGAAGCUGUGUUAAGGCGCCUCUGCUCAAUAUGUCGAAAGGGAUCCCCCGCGAGCCGGAGCAGCUCCGCAAGCUGUUCAUUGGAGGCCUGAGCUUCGAGACCACCGACGAGAGUUUGAGGGCCCACUUCGAACAAUGGGGGAGCCUCACGGACUGUGUGGUCAUGAGGGACCCCAGCAGCAAACGCUCCAGGGGCUUCGGUUUUGUUACUUACACGUCCGUGAAGGAGGUCGACGAGGCCAUGGCGGCGCGCCCCCACAAAGUGGACGGCAGAGUGGUGGAGCCAAAGAGAGCUGUGUCCCGAGAGGACUCCAACCGCCCUGGCGCCCAUGUCAACGUCAAGAAGAUCUUUGUUGGUGGGAUCAAAGAGGACACAGAAGAGGCACAUCUGCGUGACUACUUUGAGAAGUUUGGCAAAAUCGAAGUGGUCGACAUCAUGACGGACCGUGGCACCGGCAAAAAGAGGGGCUUUGCGUUUGUGACGUUUGAUGACCAUGAUACAGUCGACAGGAUCGUCAUCCAGAAAUACCACACGAUCAACUCUCACAACUGUGAAGUCAGGAAGGCGCUGACAAGGCAGGAGAUGCAGAACGCAGGGAUGGGCAUGGGAAUGAGAGGGUCAAACAUGAACUUUUCAGGCGGGCGGAAUAGUGGGGGCGGCGGCGGCGGGCGGCCGUACGACUCGUAUGACAGAGGCUUCAACCAGGGUGGCCGAGGCAGGUACGGCGACGGGCCCUACAAUGGCAACGGGGGCGACGGCGGUUACGGAGGCGGUCCAGGUGGCUACAACAAUGGAGGCAACCGGGGCUAUAACCAGGGAUACAACCAGGGUGGAGGUGGCGGCGGAUAUGGUGGAAACGGCUACAAUGACAACGGCUAUGGUAACUGCGGCGGUGGGGGGAACAACUACAACAACAUGGGCCACUAUGAUUCGCAACCUUCCAACUUUGGCCCGAUGAAGAACAGCUACGGUGGCGGAAGGAACUUUGGCGGAUACGGCGGUAACAACGGUGGAGGCGGAGGCUACGGACGCAGGUUUUAAAGUGGACAUGGACUGAGUACUUAGAGGAGAGCAAGGAGAGGAAGUGACAGCCAAGUGACAGGGCAGCUGCAGGUUUACCCCUAAAUCUGCUCAGCCAGACGGCUGCAGCAGGUUACUGCUGCUGCGUCCAGAGACACUCAGUAGUUGAAGCAUGAAGGGUCUGAUCAAAAGUCUUGUGUUUUUGUUUUUAUUUAUGUUCUGUGGAAACGGCAUUCCAACCAGGAUUCCUGUAGUUCUUUUAAAUCUGGUUUUUAUUUGUACCUGCAUCCAGCUCAGCUGAAAUAAACAUCUUCAGUGGAUUUUCUUUUUCAAAGUGGUCCUAGCCUCUUCAGUGUUUCUGGGGAAAGGGAGGCUUCACGUGUAUGACCGCCAAAGAGACGGUCUCUUCUUGAGGUGAGAGGAGCGGCAGUGGACUCAGGUCCCCCACUCUGGUAGAGAAGAAGCUAGGCGUUCUUCGACUUCCUCUGGAGGAUGCUAGCUUACGUGCGGAGUCUGUGAGGCUAGCCGUGGAAGCCAGCUGAGGGAGAGCAGUAGCGAGCCACCGCCAGGAUCAUUGAAGCAGGGCGCAGUGAGGUAGCUGGCAGCAGCUUUCUUCAGGCUUAAGUGCUGUAGUAGGUAAGACUCCACACUAACGUGGCUACUUUUAGCCCUAAAUGCUCUGUCUCUCAAAUCACACUCAUCUCCCAGUCACUGCCGUGGCCUGACUU
This is a messenger RNA of Synchiropus splendidus (mandarinfish), 1883 nucleotides long. RefSeq names its product heterogeneous nuclear ribonucleoprotein A1-like. Gene Ontology annotation, molecular function: RNA binding. The coding region runs from base 166 to 1176 and encodes 336 amino acids. NCBI's taxonomy places the organism in Eukaryota, Metazoa, Chordata, Actinopteri, Syngnathiformes, Callionymidae. The transcript has 10 exons. The record is from RefSeq and is a predicted model, not a curated record.